Messenger RNA from Drosophila erecta, 1466 nucleotides. RefSeq lists its product as uncharacterized. The record is from RefSeq and is a predicted model, not a curated record. The coding region runs from base 364 to 1419 and encodes 351 amino acids. NCBI's taxonomy places the organism in Eukaryota, Metazoa, Arthropoda, Insecta, Diptera, Drosophilidae. The transcript is spliced from 3 exons.
UUCAAAAACCUCAGUGUUAAGCUCUGCCAAAACCCGAAUUUCUGCCGAAAUUGAAACAAAUGUGUAUUUGUACGGCAAGGCAGCGAAAAAAUAGGUUUUUCAACAAGAACACAAACAUCGCGCGAAUGUGUUUCAUUCAUUCAUAGUUCAGACUACAGAAGCCAUCAAAAGUGUCCACUAUUUUUAGAGUUCGGUGGGAGGGUCCCAUUCUAAAAGUAGUUCCACGCACCAGAAGUCAAGAGACACGCCGAGCAAUAAAUCCACGUGAACGAGUGGCUCAAGGUGGUGCUCCUCAAAUACUCAGUCUGCGAAAGCCGUCGACAGUUCCGUUUGGGUGGUCCAACAAAAGAGGCAUCUAGGUGGAUGAAUAAGAUGACAGCUACGUGUAUGCUGUGCUUUCUUCUGUUCUGCACGGUGAUGGUGAUAGCGGAGGAAUCGGGCAGUGGACUGUUCAACGUCACUGGGAAUCCCUCAGAUACGGAAACUGCUCCAAAAUUGCCCAGCGAAGUGCAAAAAGCUGUUUGCACUGUGACUGCUGGGGAGGUAAAGGCAUCUGCCGAGGCUGUCACCACAAAAACGCUUAAGGGAGUGUGUGGAUCAGAUGAAAUGAACAUGGCCUUCCGAAGUCUAGAGAACAAACUCUACGAAGAGCUGCGAGUAAUGAAACUGAUUUUGGUGCACUUAGCCAAGGCAAACGGACUUAAAGUCAACACUGCCAUUUCCACAUCUCUACCCACGCCACCUCCGACUAAGAGGCCAAUCACAACCGCUGUGCCGCCAAUCUUCAAGCCCAUAGACCCUCCCAAAAAGCCUUCCAAUGCAACCAAUUUGAAAGCAGAAGAAAACGAAGUUGCUCCAGACCUUGGACUCAAGAAGAAUCCCACUCUGAAGAACUUGGAGUCGAACACGAAUCUUGGAGCUCGGGAAACGGAAGUCGAUAAGUUUAACAAUACUGUACUGGCCGAUCAGGAUGUAAAGUUGUUCACUUACUAUUGGAAGUUGGAGAACGUUACAGAACUCAUCAAAGCUCCCAAAUUGGCCACUGUUAGUAGCCCCAUAUUCAGCUUUAAAGGCAAGUCCUUACAACUAAAGUGCACUUUCCAUCACAUGAAUCGCGAACUGCUGAACCUGCAACUAGGAUACGGCAUCUUUAACCCGAAAUCUAACCCUGGCCAAAGCAACAACAUCUUGUUAGAAAUGGACGGAAUUUUCCAGAAUACUAAGUGGACCGAAGACAUCCACCAGAAGCACAAAAUUUCCAUACUGGAUCAAAGUCACAACCACCGAAGGACGCAAGACCUCAGUUCACAGGUGCUGAACAAGCUGGACAUGGGCUUCUCUAUCCCGAACAGCGUGCUCCUCGGUAGCUCGUACAUCAAGCAGAAUGCGCUGUUGAUUCAGAUUCUUUUAUAUUUGUGAAUGACAGAACAACGUUUGUAUCCGAGCAAUUAAAACAAAGAGAGACC